GACAGCUUCAUAUUUUAUACCUGGAAUACUCUAUCGCACCUGUCAGAGGGAGCGCACCACCAAAAGUCUAGAUUAAAUGUUUUAAAUGAUAAAAAAUAGCAGGUUGCUUUGUCUCUGGACUGGUAAAGAAACUUAAUCGUUAAAAAAAGUUCAAAAAUGUCCAUUCGUAUGGAAAGCAUAUACGACUCGCGUACACGUAUAUGUUUUUCUCUGCAUACGAUUCACCUCAUUCACACAUGUUCAAAAUUUGAACCAACCAAAGCUUGGAAGAGAAUCGAGGGUUACCUACCUAGGGUUUAAAACACAAAAAGCUCUGCAGAAUAUAGCGGAUACUUGGAGACACACCAGCAGGACAUCAUCAUACCAUAUGUGCUAAUUUAUCUUUAUUUACGCUUUCCUAGUUUAGAAGCUGAUUUGGCGAGGAUGGCAAUUGGUGUGGCAUAACACGUAGAAAAAAAAUGCGAAGAUUUGUAAAAGGAAAGAUCUAAGCUCUCUAAACAGUUGCCUAUCAGAGAAGAAAUAAAAGCUAUGGCGAAGACGCGGCCUGUAAAGAAAUCUCUGGACUCUUACACUAUCAAAGGAACGAACAAAAUCGUGAAAGCUGGAGACUGUGUGUUGAUGCGCCCGUCAGAUACUGAUAAGCCGCCGUACGUAGCUAGAGUGGAGAAAAUUGAGAGCGACCGGAAUAAUAACAUUAAGGUGAAAGUGCGGUGGUAUUACAGGCCGGAGGAGUCGAUUGGGGGCCGCCGGCAGUUUCACGGCGAGAAGGAGCUCUUUCUUUCCGACCACUUCGAUAUCCAGAGCGCCGAUACAAUCGAGGGCAAGUGUACGGUUCACAGCUUCAAAAAUUAUACUAAGCUUGACAGUGUCGGUGCAGAUGAUUAUUUCUGCCGGUUUGAGUAUAAAUCUGCGACAGGUGGCUUCACGCCCGACAGAGUCGCAGUGUAUUGUAAGUGUGAAAUGCCGUACAAUCCCGACGACCUAAUGGUUCAGUGCGAGGGUUGUAAAGACUGGUUUCACCCUACUUGUAUGAAUAUGAGUCCAGAACAGGCAAAGAAAAUUGAACACUUCUUUUGCCCCAGUUGUUCGUCUGAAGAUGAGGACAAGAAGUCACGGAAUUCUCAUGUUGUUUCAGCACCCAUAGAGGCAAAGUCCGAGUAUUAUCAAUUGCAGAUGCAUCUUCAAGGGAGGAUUACGAGAGAACUAGGGAAUGAGGAUUGUGUAGUUGAUGUGAUUUGAGCUGGUUUGCUAGAAAGAAAUUGGAGCUACACCCACAAUAAGCUGGAGUCAAAACGGCGAAGGAUGUAACUCUAUUGUUAAGAUUAUACUUUGAACUGUAACAAAAUCUUGAGGGAAUUUCUUUGGAUGAGUGGUAUGGUUUUAGAAGUAUCCACAAAAAUGCAUAUAAGGAUGUUCACAGUGCAGACAUAAGUGUUACAGUGCAUAUUCCAACCUGGGGUUUCCUUGUACAGUUUGAGAUCUUAUCUAUGGGCAAUGAAGUCGAAAUUGAGCUCGGUUGGUGAGAUGUGAAUGCUGCAUUUAUUGUAAGGGUAUCAACUUGAAACAUAUUUUGUGUUUGAGCAUCUUGUGAUGACUUUUGAGAUUAUAUCACUAAAACUGGAUGUGAAGUUGGGUUCUUUUGACCACUAUUAAUUGGGAAGGACAAUAUUUAUCGUCUAAUAUAUUGUGUUUUGUGUUUUGA
Messenger RNA from Cryptomeria japonica (Japanese cedar), 1702 nucleotides. Its product is annotated as chromatin remodeling protein EBS. The transcript has 6 exons. Gene Ontology annotation, molecular function: chromatin binding. The coding region runs from base 529 to 1239 and encodes 236 amino acids. The record is from RefSeq and is a predicted model, not a curated record. Lineage: Eukaryota; Viridiplantae; Streptophyta; Pinopsida; Cupressales; Cupressaceae.